This is a messenger RNA of Caenorhabditis auriculariae, 4582 nucleotides long. The record is from the annotation of a GenBank genome assembly. Lineage: Eukaryota; Metazoa; Nematoda; Chromadorea; Rhabditida; Rhabditidae.
AUGAGACUCGAUUCAAGCUGCCUUGCUUUUUUGAUUGCAGUUUUUUUCGUGGUGGUGAGCUCUGAUUGUGAAACUUUCGAAAUACUUUGCCAUACUUAGGCUGAAUCUAACCCCGGGGUGAGGGAUUGGCGGCAUACAAGCCACAAACAGCGGUCAUACUCGGUAAAUUUUCAAAUUUAUUUUUUCUCGAAAGGAUGGAUUCGUAUCCAGUUAACAUUUUCAAACCUUUCUAGGACAGUUCCGACGAGUCUUGUUGGUCGGAAUGGGUCGACAAGGAGGGCGCCGCCUGUACCUACGACUGUGGAGGUUGUGGAGAGAUCGAGCAGGUGAGAACUUGUGACGGUGAUGACAGAGAGUGCACGUUAGUUUAUCGGAAAGCUUUUCGAAUCGAAAUGAUCAAAAAUGCCCUCUCAAACCUUCAAACGUCAUUUACAGAGGGGAAAGCGAGCGGAAGGUCCGUUGCAAUUUCGAAGUCUGCCUUUUGCCUCGCUUGGUCUGCUGCGCCGGCUUCAAAAGAGUGAUAAAAGGCAAAAAGUACAUCUGCACACGCAAAUAAAAAGUUUUUCUUCUUUUUUUUCUCUUGAUUUGUUAAAAGUUCGAUGAAAACGCCGAGAACGCUUUUUUUUCUGAAUAAUUUCAAAUUCUGAUGACUUUCCCUUUCAAGUAACACCUCUACGCGGUGACGGGGAGACAACGCCAUUUAUGGCGGCUAACGGUACACCGGUCACGCAGUUCGGCUUGCUUCUGCUGACAGAAUGGGCGGUCUUUUUUAGCCCUGGCAAGGCAAAAAAAGAUAAUCAGACCAUAAUUAUGCUAUAACACGUUCAACACCAUGGAUGGCUCUCGUUUUUUCAGUUCUUCUAAAAUCUAUUAUUAAACAAAAACAGCAAAAAAUGUUAGAACUGAAGGUUUCAGAAAUUUCAGAAGUUUCGGUGAACAACAAAACAAAACUUUUGGUAUUCGAAAAAGGGAAAAUAGAGCAGUCGGUGGAAUUUUUGCGAUGAAAGAUUUCCAAACAGUAUGAAGAAAAACAACAUUAAAAAUGGUUGAAUAAGACCAGAGGAGCCAGGUGUGAUAUUAUUCACAAUUAUAAAUUUUUUUACAAAAGCUACCUAACCUUGUAUUGUAUUUUAUUGUGCUGUCAUCUCGAGAAGCCGCUCAAGCAUCAAUUAUUUGAACAAUUUUUCAGAAGUUUUCGUUGGAAAAAUGAAAUAUUACGCCAAAAAAGUUUUUUUUUGCUUUCUCCUUCCUUCUUUUCCAAUUUUCAAUCAUCUCCUUCAAUUCAAACAUUUUUCGCUGUUUUUUCUUAAUAACAGAGUGGAGAAGAACUGAAAAAACAAGAGCAAAAAAAGUUUUACGUCAAAAGGAAUCGAACCCAGCAUAGCGUCAGCGGCAUUCAAGAACACUGCCACUUCACUACGCUACCAGUUGCUAGUCGAGCACUCCGAGCGCGGAGAUAUACGUGGCGGCAAAACUUUGACGAACUUUUUCUCGGUACCCUAUGGCGCUUAGCAGAUUUUCUUUUUCGUUUUGGAGCACUCUCCCCUACGUCCAUCUGAGUAUAGGACAAAAGCGCCGAUUCCAAGAGCGCUGUUCAAAUUGAGCGCCAGUACGCAAUGCGCCGUCGCGUGUAUGCGCCGUGUAUGCAGACGCCGCUUUCUUUUGCGCCGAGUCCGUUUGCGCCGAAUCGUUUUGCGCCGUUAUUUCAAACUUUUAUUUAUUCGCUCUUUUUAUAUUAUUUUUUAAUAUCUGUUUACUACACAUUCAUAUACGACUCGAAUAAUUUUCGCGCCAUCCGUUAAUGAUGAGUUUUAGGUCCACUUUGGUCCAGGUAAAAUAUUUUAUCCCCUUUUUUCUUUUCAAAGUAAAAAUAAAAAAGCAAAUAUGCUUUUCUGAUUUCGAAAAAUACAGAAAACGUAAGGAAAAGAGAAUGGAUAAAAAAAGUUAUAGCUUUAAACGACAUAUUAGUGAUUUUUUUUUGUGAUUGCAAACUUUCUGCGUUAGGUAAGGCAAAGUUUCAAUUCUAGCAGACGUGAAACAGCAGAAAAUCGUUUUUCGUAACGUUGAACUCAUUUUCUUGAAACAAUAGUUCGAGUUUUUUCGAAAAUGCGGCAGAAAAGUCCAUAUUAACAGGUGGCGCGAAAAUUAUUCGAAUUGUAUAUGAGUGUGUACUACACAAUCAAUAAACAAUGAUAGAAAAAGAGCGAAAGAAUAAAAGUUUGAAAUAACGGCGCAAAACGAUUCGGCGCAAACGGACUCGGCGCAAAAGAAAGCGGCGUCUGCAUACACGGCGCAUACACGCGACGGCGCAUUGCGGACUGGCGCUCAAUUUGAACGGCGCUCUUGGAAUCGGCGCUUUUGUCCUACACUCGUCCAUCUACCAUAAAAGCCUCAAUUCAUAACUCGAUGUUCACCGCGCACACAGCCCUUGUAAGUAUCUAAGUAAGUAAGUAGUAUGACUUUUUCGCUCAUUCUUAGGGAGCGCAAAGCACCGCCCCUUCACGCCACCAAAUGACGAUGUUUUGAGGCGUUUAUACUAGCUAAAGUUCCACUUAAAAAAAUAAACUGUUUCUGUUAACCUAUGUAAUCGACAACGCUCUACAAGACUGAAUGUUUUUGAAACUGUGUUUAUUUCAUAAAUAAGUGAAAAAGUAAGAUUUAACUCAAAAAAAAACUGACAAGUUUCACAAAAUCGUCGCAUUUUUGAAAACCAAGUGAGGAACGCUUCUAAAUUUUGAGUAUAUUAUACAUUAAGACUUUCUUUAUUUUUUGAGUGAAAAUUUAAAAAAAUCUACCGACGCGAAAAAAAUAUCUAAGCUUGUAAAGUGACACCAAACUUUGAAGCUUUAGCGACACGACAUGAAAGAUGUGUCCAAAAAUAAAAAUUCAAAAUGAAAAUAAUUACUGGGACAGUGAAUCAAAUUAUAUUUGAGUUUUACCAAAAACUCCUUUUUUCUUUUCUUUUUUUUAAGAAAGCGUGCGGCAGCGGGUCAACCGUGAGAUUUUGCCUCCAGUUGAACGCCGCGCGCGCUCGUUUUUUCGUCAUAACUUUUUUCUUAAUGGAUCUUUUUUCGAAAACUAACCGGUUUAUUAAAAUUGACAGUCUUCGCUAUCGAAUAGUGUGAAAAACAUAUUUUUUGAAUAGUUUUGAGGAAAUGGCUUGCGGUCCCUACUCAUUCUAUUGGUACCACCAGCAGUUAACAACUUUGAAUAUGGAUCUUCUUUUAUCAAAAAAAAAGUGAAAUAUGACUAUAAAAACAGUGAAAGGGCUCUCAAAAACCUUUUUUUCUUGGAGGAUAAAAAACGCCUAUGUAAGGACAAUAAAGCGAUUCUCGAAGCAUACAUUUUCCUUCGCUAUGAAAUUUCUUUUAAGCCUUGUGACACUGUUUGCAUUCUUUUUCGUGGUGAGUUUUCACAGUGUAGAGUUCAAACUACAUAUUUUCCAGGUGAGUUCUCACAGCUCCGAGUCCUGCUGGUCCGAAUGGGCCGACAAGGAAGGUGAAACCUGUAGUGACUACUGCGGAGGCUGUGGUCGGAUCGAACAAGAGAGAUUCUGCGAGGGCGAUCGCAGGGAGUGCAGGGGAGUUUUUCGGAACACGCAAGAUCCUUUUUGAACUGAUACGUACAAACUUUUCCUUCUACUUACGCCUUUGUACCGCUUGGCGGCGGCCCAAGCCGAUGAGACCAUAGGCAAAGUCGGAAAAGAUGGGAAAAGGCUCUUGAGAAGUGUUCCUUGUAGGGUGAAAAAGACAGGAAAAAUGGAAGACUCCAUAAAAGGGCUCUUUUCGUUACCUUUUUGCUGCCUUUCUGCAGCCUUUAACCAUUGUUCCGACUUUGCCAGAGACUAGAUUUCCUCUUGAUAUCAGUGAUAAUAAGUGGACCGGCUCUAGUGAUUUAUCCGUUCAUCUGUGUAACGGCUGGGGGUUUCAAAGCCGUGGUUUUCCCGCUACCAACGGGAUCGAACUUGUGACACAGUCACACACGGGACCCCAAAAAUUUAUCAAAUACUUUCCAAUUACAGAGGCAAGAGCAAGCGCCAGGUCCCUUGCAACAUUCAAGUCUGCCUCCACCCUCGCAUAAGCUGCUGCCCUGGUUACGUAAAAAGAGGAACACGAAUACCGUACAUGCACUUCGUCUGCAAACCCAUAUGAAUUAAAUUUCGUGCUUGGGAAUAAAGCCAACACUUUUCUCGCAAAUCUUAAGAAAUUCAUGUGUGUGGUCGAGCCCGAAAAUGUUCUCAGGUACACGUUGGGUAGCUUCUGCUUUCGGUUCCUCGAAAGGCGUUUGGAAACUUCCUAGUAAAUGGUCCAAUGCCUUCAAUAUACCUCUAUUUACCUUCUAGAAGCCUGCUGAAAGACUUCUGGCAGGCAUUUUCAUUUAUUAUCAGGUUGUCCAAUAAUUCUUGUCCAAAAAUUUAACCAUUUUUAAUUUUUCUUUUAACCUCAAUAAAAAACAAGUCUAAUCAACAAUAUAAUCCCCAGUUAUUCACGACAUUGGCCCAUCGAUUGAGCAGGUCGCCGAUGCCCUUCGCCCAGAACUCCGGGGGCUGCGACUCGAAGAAGUCCGCGAAGUCGGAUUUUAG